Molecule: messenger RNA, 1557 nt
Organism: Ziziphus jujuba (common jujube)
Lineage: Eukaryota; Viridiplantae; Streptophyta; Magnoliopsida; Rosales; Rhamnaceae
Product: RNA-binding protein 1
Exons: 7
Coding region: 399-1097 (232 amino acids)
Molecular function (GO): mRNA binding
Source: RefSeq, a predicted model, not a curated record
CAAAAAGAUCACCCAACUUUCUGCAAUACCUGAAAUAUAAAGGGGAUAUAUAAAAAAAAAGAAAAAAAAAAGAAAAAGGAAAAACACAGACACAAAAAUGAUUAAAGAAAAAUUAAAAACACUCGAAAAGAGGUAAUAAUUAUAAUAAUAAAAAAGGAGGAAAAAAAAAAAAAAAAAAAGGGGUGGAAAACAUACCAGAAAGCCGAAGACCUUGCUGCUCUGCACGCACGGCUUUACUUAUCACUCAGAUUCUCUCGGGGCUUUGUCAGCUCCUCCAUACCAAUUUCUUCGUUUUACAUCCCAAACUCUUAGCUCCCUUAUCUCUCUCCCUCUCUCUUUCUCUCAAUUUUUCAGUAAAAACCCAUAAAAAAACCUUGCUUUUUUACUUUAUUUAACGCAUGGCCGACUCUUAUUGGAGGUACAGCGAUGCAAGGCAGCCGCCGUCCUCGGGGAUCACACCCAUGGUCGGGAAGCGGCCUCGUUCCGACUAUGAUGCCAGUAGCCAUGACCUGCCCAGUUAUUUUCCCCAUGAUGAUGACAGAGGCGCACUUCGUGGAGUUAGGGAUACUGAGUCCAUUAAUGCAUCAUAUGACCGUUACUUACGCAGCUCGCAAAUUUCUUCUUAUGGUGGUGGGCAGUCUGCAAGAACCUUAGGUGGGGCAAUACCUAGUCGUUCUGUUGAUGAUCCACGUAUUGUGGGCAUUGGGGGUGUUGACCCAGGGGCAACUGUAAAAGACAGGAACCUGGGAUUUGGAAGUGCAAGGCCCGAGGUUCCCCUCCCUCCUGAUGCUACCAGUACACUAUUUGUGGAGGGAUUGCCUGCCAACUGUACGAGACGUGAAGUAGCUCAUAUUUUUCGCCCUUUUGUUGGCUACAAAGAAGUGAGACUUGUAAGCAAGGAAUCAAGACAUCCUGGAGGAGAUCCUCUGGUACUUUGUUUUGUUGACUUUGUAAGUCCAGCCCAUGCAGCAACUGCUAUGGAUGCAUUGCAAGGUUAUAAAUUCGAUGAGCAUGACCGCGACUCGGUUAACUUAAGGUUGCAAUUUGCUCGCUAUCCUGGUGCGAGGUCAGGUGGCGGGCACCGUGGCAAACGUUGAAACUAUGCGGUUUUUCAGGAUUCACUUGAUUUGGAAAGGUUGUGAUAAUGAGGGGCGAAACAGCAGUUGCAGUCAACAAUUACCGGCACAUAGUUAGGACCAAUUUGAAUCAUGUGGUUUUCGUUUUAAGUUUGGAGCGAUAUUUCUAGAAACGGAGUGUGCUUUUCUGUUAGACAACAGCAAACUAUAUAUUCCUGUUAAUUUUGUUCUGUCUGCAUAGUCGUAAUAACAACUUCAUAGUUGUCGUUAGAUACUGCUCAAUUUUUAUUAGAACUGAACACGAUGAAACUGCAUUUGUCUAUGCUUGGGACCACAGAGUGUGCGAGUAGGUGCUGUAAGCAUUGUAAUCACAAAAAGUAGGUAUCACAAAGUUAGCAGUAUGUUUUAAUUUAUGUGUUUCCACGUUCCUCUCCAAAUUAUUCAACAUUUUAUUCAAUAAAGGAAUAUGAUUCCAUGUGCC